CCAAUUUGAUGUACUUGGGGACAUGGGGUACUAUGCGAAUACGUUCUCUGCCAAAGUUUUUAAGAGCCCACCUAGGUGAGGCAAGGCGAGCUGAGGCUGUUGCACCACGCAUGGAGUUAAUGAGGGCUAUUGAUCUUUUAGACUGUAUUUUUGUGUUUGACUGUUGUUUUUCUAUGUUUGCAACAGGCUGGUUCUCGUCACAUGUGCUUGAUAGUUUGCGAUUACAUGUUGCUGUGAGGUUCUUAUCAGUAUACCCUAAGCCUGGUGCAGAGUCAUUGCUAAAAUCUGCUUCAGCUCGCUUUGAAAAGUCAAAGAGGGUGCGCAUUCCUGCAAAGAAUUCAAGACCUGAUGUAAAAAGGCAGCAAGUCAAUAAAGGUUCUAGUUAA
Messenger RNA from Ilex paraguariensis (yerba mate), 386 nucleotides. NCBI's taxonomy places the organism in Eukaryota, Viridiplantae, Streptophyta, Magnoliopsida, Aquifoliales, Aquifoliaceae. The record is from the annotation of a GenBank genome assembly.